Molecule: messenger RNA, 1059 nt
Organism: Solanum verrucosum
Lineage: Eukaryota; Viridiplantae; Streptophyta; Magnoliopsida; Solanales; Solanaceae
Product: ethylene-responsive transcription factor 5-like
Exons: 1
Coding region: 74-1033 (319 amino acids)
Biological process (GO): regulation of DNA-templated transcription; ethylene-activated signaling pathway
Molecular function (GO): DNA binding; DNA-binding transcription factor activity
Source: RefSeq, a predicted model, not a curated record
AAACAUCAAUACUAAAAUUCAUCUUUCUCUUUCAGUUUGUUUUCUAUACUUUUUCCUAUACUUUUCGAUCUCGAUGGAAUAUGUUGAUGAAUUUUUCGCUUUAGAGAAAAUCAGAACUCAUCUUCUCGGAGAAUUUUCACCGAAAACAUUGAAAUUUGGGGCGGAAUUAACGAGUAGUAAGUGUAGUGAUACUGUGACGGAGAGUUGUAAUUCUGAAUCUGCUAGUUCUGAUUCUCUUCCAUUUGAUUUUUUCUUCGAUAUUGAAGCUGAUUUCUUUCAAUUUGGAACUGGAGUUUCUAAUUCGACCUCCGAAUCAGCUAAUUCGGUGCAUAAUCGAACAGAUUUUGUUAAAAUUGAAUCGGAGCCGUCGAUUUCGAGCUCUGAUUAUGAGGAGAAUCAGAGCAAAUGCUUUCAGGUUAAAUCGGAACCUCAAGUAUUCAUCGAUCUUACUUCACCGAAAUUGAGUAGCGCUAGUGAUCGGAAACCUUCACUGAAAAUUGAUUUACCUCCGGUGAAGAAAUAUGAAUGGAUCGAUUUUGGUAAUUCGGCUCACUCGAAUCCGAUUGUUUCGGUUCCCGUGAAACAGAUAAGGAAAGCUGAAGAGAAGAGGAAUUACAGAGGAGUGCGACAGCGGCCAUGGGGAAAGUAUGCGGCGGAGAUCCGAGAUCCGAGACGCCGUGGUUCUAGAGUUUGGCUUGGAACAUUUGAUACAGCAAUUGAAGCGGCGAAGGCUUAUGAUAAAGCUGCAUUUACGAUGCGAGGAAGUAAAGCGAUACUGAAUUUUCCUUUGGAGGUAGGGAAGACUCUGUCGUAUUCAAGCUCCGCCGUGGAAGGCGGCGUGAAGCGGCGGAGAGAUUCGGCGGAAACUGAAGAAGGGAAGGUAGUGAAGAAGUGUAAGGAAGAGGAGUCAUGGCCAUUAACGCCGUCAAGUUGGAAUUUCGUUUUUGAACAGAAUUGUAACGGAAUGUUUAACCUCCCUCCAUUAUCACCCUUAUCUCCUCACCUUGGCUGUUCGCAGCUAAUUCAAAUAUGAGUGCAAUACAUGAUAUUAUGAAUCUA